CUCAUUGGAGAAGGCAAUGGAGAAAUACCAGAAGAUGAAGGUGGUGGGAAGGGGAGCUUUUGGUAUUGUCCAUCUGUGUUUGCGGAAGGCUGACCAAAAACUGGUGAUCCUUAAACAAAUUCCCGUCGAACAGAUGACUAAAGAUGAGAGACUGGCUGCUCAGAAUGAAUGCCAAGUGCUGAAACUCCUCAACCAUCCAAACAUAAUUGAAUACUAUGAAAACUUCCUGGAGGACAAGGCACUAAUGAUAGCCAUGGAAUACGCGCCAGGAGGUACUUUGGCUGACUAUAUCCAGAAACGCAACUCCCUGUUAGAUGAAGAGACCAUCUUGCACUUCUUUGUACAGAUCCUUUUGGCCCUCCAUCACGUGCAUAACAAGCUUAUUUUGCACCGUGAUCUGAAAACACAGAAUAUCCUACUUGAUAAGUAUCAAAUGAUAGUGAAGAUCGGUGAUUUUGGUAUCUCGAAGAUUCUAAGCAGCAAAAGUAAAGCCUACACAGUGGUGGGAACUCCAUGUUACAUCUCUCCGGAACUGUGUGAAGGAAAACCAUAUAACCAGAAGAGUGAUAUCUGGGCACUGGGCUGUGUACUAUAUGAGCUGGCCAGUUUGAAGAGAGCCUUUGAAGCUGCUAAUCUGCCAGCUUUGGUGCUGAAGAUCAUGAGUGGUACAUUUGCCCCCAUAUCUGACCAGUACAGUCCCGAGCUGCGCCAGCUGAUCCUGAACAUGUUGAGCCUUGACCCAUCCAAACGCCCACAGCUCAGUGAGAUAAUGGCUCAGCCAAUUUGCAUCCGGGCUCUUCUGAAUCUCUACACUGACAUUGGCAGUGUCAAAAUGAGGAGAAUUGAAAAACCAUUAUCGACAGUUGCACCUGCUUCACACAGGCGGACUGGUGGAAGGGUAAACAGUGCUAGGUCAAGAGGUGGAUUCCUUACAAACUCCAGUAAGUCAGGGAUACCUCUUCCCCUUUCCACUGUGUAUACUUGGGGGAGCGGAAUAAUUUCUCCUCUCAGGCUGCCAAUGCUCAACACUGAGGUAGUGCAGGUCUCUGCUGGGAGAACUCAAAAGGCAGGAGUGACCAGAUCAGGACGACUUAUCAUGUGGGAGGCUUCUCCUGUAGGUACUGGAGAUAUAUCUCUCCCUGGUUCCUUAGAGCAGACCCAGCCCCAGUUUAUCUCUAGGUUUCUAGAAGGUCAGUCUGGAGUGGCAAUCAAGCAUGUCUCUUGUGGAGACCUUUUUACAGCAUGUCUUACAGAUAGAGGGAUAAUAAUGUCAUUUGGAAAUGGUAGCAGCGGUUGUUUAGGUCAUGGCACUUUCAAUGAUGUCACACAGCCCAAAAUUGUUGAGGCACUGCUCGGAUAUGAGAUUGCCCAGGUUUCAUGUGGGGCAUCACAUGUUUUGGCAGCAACCAAUGACCGUGAAGUGUUCUCUUGGGGAAGAGGAGACAAUGGUCGGCUUGGCUUGGAAUCUCAGGAGUCACACAAUUCUCCUCAGCAAGUGUGUGUACCUGCAGAACAUGAAGCCCAGAAAAUUUUAUGUGGAAUUGACUGUUCAAUGAUUCUCACAACACAAAAUCACAUUUUGGCUUGUGGGAGUAACAGAUUUAACAAACUUGGUUUGGAUAAAUUAACUGCAGCUGAGGAUUCUCAUGCCUCUAAUCAAGUUGAAGAAGUUCAUGUUUUCACUCCUGUGCAAUCAUUCCCCCUUAAUGAAGGGAAUAUUGUGCAUGUGGAUGUAGGAACAGCACACUCUGCAGCAAUUACAGAAACUGGAGAAUGUUACACAUUUGGCAGUAAUCAACAUGGACAAUUAGGCACCAACACACGUCACAAUAAUCGAUUGCCGUACUUGGUUUCUAAUCUAUGCGGAGUAAAGGUUACCAUGGUUGCUUGUGGUGAUGCUUUCACAGUCGCGAUUGGAGCAGAAGGAGAAAUUUAUACCUGGGGAAAAGGUGCCAGAGGAAGACUGGGAAGGAAAGAAGAAGACACUGGAAUACCUAAACAAGUACACCUGGAUGAAAGUAAUCCCUAUUUUGUUACCUCCGUUGCAUGUUGUCAUGGAAACACGUUGCUGGCAGUAAAACCUUUGGGUGAUGAAGCCAUUCCAAGAUGACCUGAAGUAAUCAGCUGUAGCUGUUCUGUUUUCUUUGGAUCAGAAAGUGGCUGAACAUAAGACAACGCAGAAGAAAAGGCGACUAAUGCAAAACCUGCAGGCUUCUUUGGAGCUUCUGUGUAAAUACCACAGUAUUACUGGUAUUGUUGACAUUUAGGAAUAGACAUUGAGUAGCCAAAUAUUUAUAUUCACAUUUUGUUCUGAUGGCAAAAAUCCUUACUAUAAGUAUGUAAUUUCCUAAUGCUAUACUGUAUUUUGCUAAAUGGGUCUUAAUGAGAGAUAGUUUAGACCACAAAAUGCUUUAGUUGUUGUAUACUGCGCUUAACUAUUCAUAUGUUAAGAUAUUACCAGCAUUAAGAUACUUGUCUGCAAAUUGGGUCUCCUAUUAAUCCCUUUGUGUUCUGGUUCACUGCUAAUACGAGAGUAAGUGCAACCAGAUUUGUGAUUCGUUAGUAGUGCCAGGUAUUCAUUUUGGUAGUGAGCAUGAUGACAUGUAAAAUAGGACCAGGGGAAGUAGCUGCAAAUUAAAUCUUGUGCAGACAUUUGUAAUUUUCUACUUUAUUAUGACAUUUUCUGGGACUUCUUCCAAGCUUCUUCUUUGCUAUUAAUUUGGGUAGAAAAUCCAAUAGCUUUCACAGCUGCUACUGAAAGCCACUAAUUGUUCAAAUGGCUCAUGUUAGCCUUCAUAGUUUGCAUUUUGAGAGGUCAUGUGUGAUGGUUUGCUUUCACCCACCAACAGUAUUAAAGACAAAUACUCCAACAGAAUUUAAUUGGAUUUAAAUAAAGUUGAUUCAGUUCCUUUUCUGGAUAUAUUGAAAUGAGACACCAAUGGCUUUGUGGAGAGAGAGUUUUGAGUCCAACAUGGCUUUUCUUCAGAAUUGAAAGGGGCUGCAAAAUCAUGUAUUUUUAUGCUGUUGACAAAAGGGAAGAAAGAAUGAGUGGAGCAGAUGAUGAGAAUGUCAGAGUAAAAGACAAGAGCUGGUAAAAGACAAUUAAGAGAUGUGACAUGGACAUAAAUGAUAAGUGUGGAAAAGAUAAAGAGAAUGUCUGCUGACACCAUCAAAACAGUCAGUAUGCAUGUGCAAAACUUGCAUGUGCAGUACCCCUGCCACUACUGCUAGUGACAUCAUUCCAUCCUAUUAGUUCAUAUUUAUUAUGCUUAUUUGGAUGCUGGCAUGUUUUUAACUGAAUAUGCUUCACAAAGUGUGCAUUUGCAAUGUGAACCUUUUUGAAGGCGUCAGAAGACACAGCCAAGGAGAAAAUGGGACUGUUCUGCUGAGAGCAAAGCUACAAAGACAAGACAUGGACUUACCGGGGGCAAUGACUGGUAGUAUUGGCAGAGGUUCUAAUCAGAAUAGAGGAUGGAGAUUAUCCUCUCAAGUUGUUGAACUCAAUAUUGAGUCUGAGGUUGUAAAGUGUCUUCGCAGAAACUGAGGUGCUGUUCUUCCAGCUUGCGUUGAGCUUUGUUGGAACACUGUAGCAGAACAAUGAUGGAAAUGUUAGAAUGAAUCAAGGUAGUUUAUUGAAAUGGUAAGCAGCUGGAGGUCAGGCUUGUUCUUUCUGAUUUCCUAACCCCAUGGGAAUGAAACUCACAUUCAGUACAAAACCUAAAGUCCAUCUUACUGGAAAGGCCAUUCUUCUUAAAUGAACGCAGACUGUAAGCAUUAGCUGGCUAUUUGACUAUGGAGUUGUAAAUUAUCAUUCAAAUGCAUGGACAGUCCAAAGGUUAUGAAGCCAUGUGUAUUUAUUACAUUGGCCAGGUCAUUAUAAACAUGAAAAGAAAUUAAGGUUGACAACUGAGUAAUUACAUGGAAUGAAGCCUAUGGUUUACAUUGGUCUGAAGAGUUCUUUGCCUGUCCAUUUCCCCUCCCUAUGAGGCCUCCUUCUCCCAAAACCAUCCUUUUCUCCCAAUGGGGGUCUGUUCACUUGAUCCAGCUGCCUCCUUCACCACCACCAUCUGCUGCCAGAACAACUGCUUGAGCUCCCCUGCACAGCACCCUUCUUCACUAUCAUCACCUGCUGCUUUGCCAAGCCUGAUCACACCCAGUCUGCUGUUGUACUUUGCAGCAGGAGUGACUUGUUUCUGAUCACAAAUCAGAUUUUUUUCUCCCCUUUCUGAGCAUUGAGCGCCAUGUUUGUUCCCAUUAAGAGGGGAAAAAACCCUCCAUAAUGUGACAUUUUCUGGUGUAUAUGAUCUAACGGUAUCUUAUUUGAACCACUGUGAAAUGUUGGCCUUUUAAUGAUUGUCAAAUGAAUUUUAUUUGUGAGUAUUCAGUUGCCAUCCGUAGAAACCAUUGCAAAAUGCGCAAUUUUAUUUUCUUGGUGCCUUGUCAAUGAAUGGAGUCUAUUUCAUUUAUUUAUUCUGUACGUACAAUAAGAUUAUUAAUAAUACUCAAGUUUGCACUGUGGAGGCUUCAGCUAGGUUUCCACAUUAGAAAUCUUGGAUGCUCAUGCAUUGUAUCAUAGUAGUUUAUUGUAAUUCACUCCCUGUUGUAUUUUCCGCAAAUGUGCUGUAAUGUAGGAGAACAUCAAUUUAUUUGUAGUCCAUUUUAGUUAGACAGGAAAUUACAUCUAGAAUAAUGGAUAUCUGUGAGUGAGUUAGAAGACUAUAACACAAUCAAGACAUGCGAUAAACAUCUCUGAACAGUAUCUGAAUACUUAACUUUGGAUUACUGUUUUGUAAUUCAGUCCCUGGUGUCUGUACUUAUGCAUAAAAUACAUACUGAGGAUGGAGUUCAAGCUUUAAAUGUUUCAUUAUGCUGGGUCUCUGUAAUCAGUUUCUUUCACAUUCUGUAAGCUUGGAUUCCAUAAUACCAGUGUGCUAGUCUUCCAGGAGGCUAGUUGAUUUAACUAUGUAAAUGCUGCGCAGUGCAUGGAUGCUGGGGUGUGAAUUAAAAUAGAUAUAUUUGUAUUUUUGGACAAUAACCUUUUAUAGCUAUGAUAUGGAUUUUGUAUGAAGGCAAAAAAUCUAGUAAAUUACAAGACAAUAUGAAGCACAUUAACCAAGAAAUUGGGCCUGUUUCUCAGGUACUGCAUAGCUUUUUAAGUCCUUGAGGUAGAGAGCAAACAUUUCUUCUGACUUGAAAUGCAACAUCACUUGUCAUACUCUACAGUGACUGAUCAAUAAAAGUAUAAUACUA
Molecule: messenger RNA, 5250 nt
Organism: Chiloscyllium plagiosum (whitespotted bambooshark)
Lineage: Eukaryota; Metazoa; Chordata; Chondrichthyes; Orectolobiformes; Hemiscylliidae
Gene: nek8
Product: NIMA-related kinase 8
Biological process (GO): animal organ morphogenesis; protein phosphorylation
Cellular component (GO): cilium
Molecular function (GO): ATP binding; protein kinase activity
Source: RefSeq, a predicted model, not a curated record